AUGCAUCUGGUCACAUUCGCGUUUGUCGCCGGGGCGAUGGCCGCGUCGUCGUCGAUGGUGCUGAAUGCAAAAACGCCGAUUGAGGGCAGCGCCUGGCGGUUUGCCGGCGACUACAUCACCGGGAAGGACGUGAUUCUGCUGGGAACUGCGCCCGAGCACCACGCGCUUGUGGGGGCCACGCAGCCCGUGGACUUUGACGAGUGGACGAUCGAGGCCCAGGUAUACACCUUUAGCGGCGAUCCGAGCGCGGACGCGGCCAUGUCGGGCCUGACGCUGUGGUAUACUGCCCAGCCCUUGACCGAGGGCCCCGUUCACGGUGCGGCCGACUUCUGGGACGGCCUGGCGGUGAUGCUCGACUCCAUUGGAUGGGACGAGACGGGCAAGGAGAAGCUCGACAAGGGUGCGAUUCGCGGCCAUUUGAACGACGGGUCCCACCAGCUACUGAGCGAUCUUCCUGCCAAAAAUGCCUUUUCUCUGUGUCGCGUUCCCUACCGCCAGACCCGAGGAGGCCCACACAGUGUUAAAAUCGGCUACGGCCGCGGCCUGUUUAUUGUGGAGAUCAACGAUCAAAAAUGUUUCCAGAGCGACCAAGUCGUGCUGCCCCGUGGUUACGUCGGUGUGUCGGCUGAUACGUCGACUUCCAAGGAUACUUUUGCCAUUGGCUCUUUGGAGGUCCGCCAGGGCCUUGACGAGGAACUUACCAAGCAUUUUCCCGCUGGAACCAUUGCAAAGGCCGCUGCGCCUGCUGAUGCCGCCAAGGUGGAUGCCAGUGUCCCUGUGGCUCGUGCCGAGCCUGCUCAGCGCGGUGCCGGGGCUGCGCAAGGCGGUGUCACCUCAGAAGAAAUAAAGGCUCUGAACGAGGCCAUUUCCAAACUCGGCAAACGCUUCGACACCAUCGAAACCUCGGUGGUCGCACUGACAUCUCUCGGCGCCUCUGCCGGUGUCGAUCUUGAAACAACAGAAAAGCUGCUUGGCGCCUCGGUCAACCAGGUUGGCGAACGCUUGACUGAGAAAAUCACCACCCUGUUCGAACAAGCCGACCGCUCAGAGAGACUCAUCCGCCAGCUUCAGUCGUCGAUCGAGGCUCUACGCGACAACCGUUUUGUGGGCGAUAUCGAGGCCAUUCGCUCCGACAUUGCUAGCAUUUCGGCCAAACAGACCCAGCUCGCCGCCGUCCCUCUCGGUCCUUCUCUUUACCAGAUCGUGGGCAUUUCCGCGGGCAUCCAGCUUUUUAUUUACGUCUUUUUCGCAGUGAUUCGUCGCCGGAGAAACUUGCACCAAAAAUUACUUUAA
This is a messenger RNA of Wickerhamiella sorbophila, 1293 nucleotides long. RefSeq names its product L-type lectin-like domain-containing protein C4F6.05c. Gene Ontology annotation, cellular component: Golgi membrane; endoplasmic reticulum-Golgi intermediate compartment; COPII-coated ER to Golgi transport vesicle. Gene Ontology annotation, molecular function: D-mannose binding. The record is from RefSeq and is a predicted model, not a curated record. NCBI's taxonomy places the organism in Eukaryota, Fungi, Ascomycota, Dipodascomycetes, Dipodascales, Trichomonascaceae. The transcript has a single exon. The coding region runs from base 1 to 1293 and encodes 430 amino acids. Gene Ontology annotation, biological process: endoplasmic reticulum organization; Golgi organization; endoplasmic reticulum to Golgi vesicle-mediated transport.